Molecule: messenger RNA, 3877 nt
Organism: Anoplopoma fimbria (sablefish)
Lineage: Eukaryota; Metazoa; Chordata; Actinopteri; Perciformes; Anoplopomatidae
Gene: sema3h
Product: sema domain, immunoglobulin domain (Ig), short basic domain, secreted, (semaphorin) 3H
Exons: 18
Coding region: 1-2298 (765 amino acids)
Biological process (GO): positive regulation of neuron migration; negative regulation of axon extension involved in axon guidance; semaphorin-plexin signaling pathway
Molecular function (GO): semaphorin receptor binding; chemorepellent activity; neuropilin binding
Source: RefSeq, a predicted model, not a curated record
AUGUAUUGGCCGGUUACUGCGGUCCUGCUGGCCCACCUUGGGGCUACCUUAACGGGGGCGUGGAGAGCAUCUCAACCAAGACUGCAGUUCACACACUCCGAGCUAAUUCAGAACGGCCGCCUGCUGACGCUGCCCCUGGUGGCCGGGGACCUGCACUCCCUGCUGCCUGACGAAGACAGGAGGCGUCUUUACGUGGCCAUGAAAGAUAACCUGCUGUCUACCAGUCUGGACGACAUAACGCAGAACCCGCGCAAGCUGUACUGGCCAGCCAGUCCAGACCGUGUCCAAGAGUGUCUCAUGGCUGGGAAGGAUCCUGAGUUGGAGUGUGCUAACUUCCUGCGAGUCCUGCAGCCUUUUAAUCAGACUCACCUGUACGUUUGUGGGACUGGAGCCUUCAACCCCCGAUGUGCUUUCAUAGCUACCAGCGUCUUCCAACAGUCAGAGCACCAGACUCUCUCCUACAGCCAGACAGAGUGUGGGAAAGGGAAAUGUCCUUACGAUCCGUUCCAGAAAACAGCCUCUGAUGUCGUUGAUGGAGAGCUGUAUGCUGGGAUCACCUCAGACUUCAUGAGCCGGGACUCUGCCUUCUUCCGUAGUCUUGGUAGCCGUCAUGUCAUCCGCAGCGAGCAAUACGACUCCACCUGGCUGCAGGAUGCCCAGUUUGUGCGGGUAGCGCCGCUGUCUGAAACUGAUAACCCGGAAGAUGAUAAGGUCUACGUGUUUUUCACUGAGAGCGCUCAAGAGGCAGAAGGGGCUGCUGGGAAGGUGCUCUACUCCAGAGUGGCACGUGUGUGCAAGAAUGACAUCGGAGGCCAGAGGAGUUUAGUCAAUAAGUGGAGUACCUUCCAGAAGGCUCGUAUGGUGUGUUCAGUCCCAGGACCAGAUGGCCUACAGACACACUUUGACCAGCUGCAAGACAUCUUUAUCCUCCAGGCGAAAGACAAGAAGAACCCUCUCAUCUACGGCCUGUUUACCACCUCUAGUGAUAUCCUGAACGGCUCAGCAGUGUGCGUCUACCGAAUGGAAGAUGUGGUUCGAGCUUUCAAGGGAAACUUCCUUCAUAAGGAGGGACCUCAGUAUAAGUGGGCCGAGUUCACAGGCAAGGUGCCUUACCCGCGACCAGGAACUUGCCCCAGCAGCACGUAUGGAAGUUACAGCUCUACCAGAGAAUAUCCUGACGACGUCAUCUUCUUCAGCAGGACUCACCCGCUGCUGCAGGAAAAUGUGCUGCCGCUGGGAGAGCGCCCCCUACUGGUCAGAGUGGGUGUUCACUAUAAAUUCAGCAAACUGCUUGUGGACAGAGUGGAGGCCGUGGACAGCACCUAUGAUGUCCUGUUCAUCGGCACAGACUCAGGCCUUGUGCUGAAGGCCAUCCAUUUGCCCAGAGAACACGGGCAGAGUCAGGAGGUCACUCUGGAACAGCUGCAGGUCUUUAAGCACAAAUCACCUGUGACAGCCAUGACACUCUCAAAGAAAAAGCAGUGGUUGUUUGUGGGCUCCAGGGAGGGUGUGUCCCAGCUGGCGCUAUACCAGUGUGAGCUGUACGGUCAGGCAUGUGCUGAGUGCUGCCUAGCCAGAGAUCCCUACUGCACCUGGGACGGACACGCCUGCAGCCCCUACAUGCCCACCGUACGCAGAAGGAACGCUCGUCACUUAGGGGAGGAUGAGGAUCCACUUACUCAGUGUGUCAGACAGGGAGCGGGGCUGCAGGUGGAGGCAGAACAGAGGACGAUGGUGGUUGCCGAGGGCAACAGCACCUACCUGGAGUGUCUGCCCCGAUCCAGACACGCUGCCGUUACCUGGUACAAACAGGCUGGAGAGAACAGUCCUGAACUCAACCAGGUGGUAACAGGUGACCAGCUAGUGGUGAUCGAGCGGGGUGUUCUGAUUCGUCAAGCUGAGCUGUCUCAUGGUGGCGUCUACCACUGCCAGGUGGAGGAGCACGGCUACCACUGGAACGCCGUCACUGUCCGCCUCGCUGUCUGGAGCCCCUCAGCCAAUCGCCUACUUGCUUCCUGGUCCGCCCCGUCUUAUCAGAGCGCAGGAUCUCAGCCCUGGUACGAGGACGUGAUGGCGCUGAUUCACCCUGGAAACCUCGGCCAGCACUGCAGGGCCCUAGGAUACCGCCCCCCACGCAACCACCGUCGCCAUGGUGAUAUCAUGGUGGAGCCUAACAAGGAGAAAGAGAAGGUGGAGAGGCACAAGCACGGGGGAGGAAGAGGAGGAGGGGGAGGAGGAAGAGCAGCAGGGAGGAAGAGCAGGAGCAAGCCACAGCUGAGGGCACCGAGGAGCGCUUGAAUGUGUCGCGGAACAGGAGGGCAAAUUUUCAGUGACUUAAACACACACACCCACACACACAUUUAUGUUAACGUCCACAUUAAGACACACACAUGUACACGCACACACACUUAACUUAUACACUGAGACACACACAUACUGUAUGUACAGAGACUAUGACAUGCGCAUGCACUUAUCUACAAACAAAAAAGGCAUCCUUUCAUUAUAGUGAGAGACUUUCAAACUAAGCUACACAUAAACAAACUGAAGUAUGUACAGGAGGACGUGAACAAAAAAGACAAAAGACUUGUGAAUAACAAGUCGAACACCUUCGGCUGCGUAGUAUGUUGAAUGCAGAAUGAACGGCAUGUCAAGAUCACUCAGUUUAACUGUCACGGUGUCGUGACAAGGACAUGCGGAAGGAUACUUUGGAUUUCGAGUUUCUAGAGAAAGAAAAAGAAAAUUUGAAGGUAGAUAUUCAGCAUUUGAAAAAUCAUCCAACCCCUCUGAAAUUAGUGCUGCCAUAAAGGACCAUACUGGCGGCUUUGCCUGUUUUUGCCCAUUGAUUAUAAAACACACUGCCAAUUAUUCUCUAAAGCAGAACAGAUGUGUUUAGAUUGAUUUCGUAUCUUCCAGGCAGACACUGGUUUCCAUUAAAUCCAGUACGCUUUGAAAACCUUCUUAUAGAAACAUCCAAAAUGCUUCAGAAUUCAGAGGUAUGUUAUCGCAGAUGCAAACCGCACAGCCAGUCUUUCGCUUUUAUAGAAUUGACUGCUCAAAAGAUUUUGAUUGAUUCAGUGGAAGGUCAAAGCAAAAGACGAACAAGAAAACAUGGCUGCAGUUCACUUUCGGAGUAUCCUUGAACACAUCAGCAGAGUAAAACAGUUAGUGUUUUCAGCAUAACAGCUAAACUAAGACUUAUAGGAGAAGAUAAAAGAGAGUGUUUUUUGGAAAAUAAUCAGUGAAAGUUUAAGGGAUUUGAGAAGAUAAUUGUUAACUUUAGGUUGUGAAUAGCAGUAAUAGCACUGAUGAGUAGUAUACUUCCUUCUCCCCUAAUGGAUAUAUGCCAACACUUCCACCAACUGUGUGAGUUUUGCUGGUUUAUUCAGAUUGGUGGUCUCUGAAUGCAAAAUGACUGACCAUGACCACAGAGAUGAAAGGCAGAGAGAAGCAGAGCGACAGCUUUGAUGAGGUUACAGAUCUACUUUCCCAGGAUGUUGCAGCGUACUGACACACUGCAGGAGAUGUUUCCAUUAUAUUCUCCUCAAGGUUCAGAAAUGUUAGCUGGUAAUGUACACAGACAAAUCUGGAACUGAAAAAGUAACAGAGAGCCUAGUAUAUGUUUAGGAACAGAAAUGAAGACACAGAGGAUCUGGUGUGUUAUAUAAGGUCGGAAAUAUUCCUUGUCUGGGUUGGUUUAGUUUGCCUGAAGUCCUACAUAAGAACGGUGUACAGAUUUAGGAAUUAAUGUUUAUUGUUAGGUAGAAAAAAAGAAACAUCUGCGCAUCAACACUAAUAAAAACUUCAGUUUUUGCGUCAUAAGUUUCUGGGAAAAGAAAUGUUUAGCUGCUAUUAGAUGAGGUACAAUCAAGCCUCUCCU